AUAGGGCCUUGGUGGUCUUUGUGGUGGGACGGGGUAUAGACGAGGCGUGACAAAGGAAAUAUAGCGUGGUUACUUCUGGAUUAGAUUGAGAUGACCAUGCAAAAUGGAAAUGCGUCCGAGUCGACGGGCGGCUGGCCGACGGGCGGCACGCAGGCGGGCUCCUCGUGGCCGGCCGGCUCCCACACGCCCGUCCAGCCGACGCCCAGUAACGAGGAGUGCGGCAUCCGCGAGGUGUGGGCCUACAACCUGGACCGCGAGUUUGACAACAUCAGGAAGGUGGCGCAGACGUACAAGUAUGUCGCCAUGGACACGGAGUUCCCCGGUGUGGUGGCGCGGCCGAUAGGCGAGUUCCGCAGUGCGCAGGACUACGAGUACCAGCUGCGGCGCUGUAACGUCGACCACCUGAAGAUGAUCCAGCUGGGCGUCACCUUCUUCGACGAGCAGGGCCGCAUGCCGCAGCCGAUCACCACCUGGCAGUUCAACUUCAAAUUCAACCUCGUCGAGGACAUGUACGCACAGGAGAGCAUAGAGCUGCUGCAAAAGUCGGGCAUCCAAUUCCCGGUGCACGACGACGAGGGCAUCGAGCCGUUUGAGUUUGCCGAGCUCAUCACCACCUCGGGCGUGGUACUCAUGGACGACGUCAAGUGGAUCUCGUUCCACAGCGGUUACGACUUCGGCUACCUUCUGAAGAUACUGACCAACCAGAACCUGCCCAAAGAAGAGUCGGAAUUCUUUGAGCUGCUCCGGAUGUACUUUCCCACAAUGUAUGACGUCAAGUAUCUGAUGAAGUCGUGCAAAAACCUCAAAGGCGGUCUACAGGAGCUGGCGGAGCAGUUGGAGCUGGAGCGGGUCGGCCCUCAGCACCAGGCCGGCAGUGACAGUCUGCUCACCGGCGCCGCCUUCUUCAAAAUGAGGGAGAUGUUCUUUGAGGACAACAUUGACGACGCCAAGUACGGCGGCCACCUGUACGGCCUGGGUACGCCGUACCAGGUGAACGGCGGCGGUCAGCAGGAGCCGGCCGGCGAGCCCGCCACCAGCAGCUCCAGCUAGGCGGCCGGCCGUGGGCAGAUACUGCCGUCAUCGGCGGGAGGAGUAUUGCGGGCUGCUUACGCUGUGACACCGGCCGGAAGAAAAAGGGAACGGGGCGGCGGCGGGAGCACGGAAGCUACUUCAAGACGCUCUGCAGCCGCGCCGGUAGGUGGUUGCGAAUCUGCGAAUCACCUACAGUGGCGACGUCUGGUGAGUCAACCGAGUACUCCGUACUCCCGUGCCAGGCUGCCGCAACUCGUGUCGUGAAUGAAAAGGGCAGGCAAAUGGGAGGAGAGACAGAAAAGGCUGUGGUGCGUCCGGUAGAGGAGCUUUUAUCCAAACUGCCAGACCGAUGAGCUAGUAAGGGAUCGGGCGGGUAACGGUAUGUGAACGUCUCACAGUCGUGCGGCUGAAUUGACGACAGCUGACCUUUCGGUGACUGGUGUUGUCGUGGUUGGCUGGUCCUCAGUUUGUCCGUGCCGCUGAGUUUAUUCUUUGUGUGAGCGGCAGCGCAGUUUCCCAGUUGAUACCGCUGCUGCAGAUCCAGGGGCCGCGUAUACAGUCUCCUAGACGCUCCCUUGCUGCCAGUCUAGUCGAUAACAGGGUCUCACUGCGAGUUUGUUCACCUGGUGUUUGUCCUAUUCUUAUUACGUUUUAUUCUAUUUUUCUGUAACAAGUUGCUGUAGUUAGCGUUGUAAUUCAUUAUUUAUGGUCCUUAAUACGGCCUUACAGUGGUGCACACAUGCUAGAUGUAUCAUACACUUACCUACCAUGUGGUGGGUACAUUAAGGACGGUAUUCUGUACGAUUCUCUGUCAGGCGUCGCUCCUUUUCCCUAUGGAAGUGGAAGUCUUUUGAAACCAUCAAAGGUGACAAUCAUCCGAAGUUUGCGCGGUGGAGGCUAGACCGCUCUCCUCUCACACUGAAGUGGGGUACGCCCUGGUAAUUUUAUCCACUGACUAAGUUGUAUGUUUUGUUGUUUGUGUGGCCACAUCGACAUUACUGCCUGUUCGCACCAGCCGAGAUUGAUUGGUGUCAACUCGCUGGCUAAGCGCUACCGCUGUGGCUGGCACUUCUCGCACAGUUACCGAGGAGUGUUGUUUUGCUGCUAACAUCUCUGCUACACUUAGUGAUGCCCACAUCGUUGGUAGCGGACUCAGUCUGCUUCAGUGCUGAAAACCAUCUAGUCUUGGUAGUAUCAAAAAGGUCGCCUCUCUUUUCACUUUUUUGUUGGGGAUCAUCCCUCCCUCCGUCCCCUACAUUUUCCCCAAGAACGAUCAAAAUGUUUUGCGGCACAUGUCAUUGUAUUCGCAUAAAAGACUUAGUCCUUCUCGUGUUGGUUUGUCAUCAAGGGGCACGGUCCAAAACUCCAAACAAUUGAUCAUCAAUGUGCAUAGCUAAUAAUAUGCGCUUACCGUUCUCCAGGCCUCCGGAAAACAAAGCAUGUCACUGUUGGGUAUUUGUUGAGCUUUCCGUUGACUUAGCCCACUUCGAGCACAUGUGGUGCGCAAUAAUAAUAACUUGACUUUGUUGUACAAUUGCAGAUAUAUAAUAUUGUCCUGUAGGUUUGUUCCUUGUUGUAUUGAGCCUUAUUUAUGAACUUUUGUCAUUGUUUCGUAGCAUACACUUGCUAACUAUAAUGCUGGCAUUAAAUAGACGGUUUAGCCACGCAGCUUUCUGAAUGUGAGGUUCUCAAGAGCGCUGGCAUAAUCCAUUGUGCAACAUCGAGCUGCCUUUUGAGAAACUGGCCUGACGGGUCAUGGAAACGUAUGGCUGUGGUAUGUGUAGAUGGCAGGUGGCUGGACACUGCCUGGGAAGACUGGACGCGCUCUGAACCUAGUUCCCGCUAUGUCUGCUUGUAGUCGAGUUCAACGAUAUGAAGUUAAUCUGCUCUGCUUGCACCAGAAGCGAGGACGUAUUGUAUGCUUACGCCUCGCACUGUGUUUAUGAUGUAACUUGACAAAUAUAUUACGAAACAUUACA
Amphibalanus amphitrite is the source of this 3011-nucleotide messenger RNA. RefSeq names its product CCR4-NOT transcription complex subunit 7-like. The coding region runs from base 91 to 1050 and encodes 319 amino acids. Gene Ontology annotation, cellular component: P-body; CCR4-NOT complex; CCR4-NOT core complex. The record is from RefSeq and is a predicted model, not a curated record. NCBI's taxonomy places the organism in Eukaryota, Metazoa, Arthropoda, Thecostraca, Balanomorpha, Balanidae. The transcript is spliced from 9 exons. Gene Ontology annotation, molecular function: nucleic acid binding; poly(A)-specific ribonuclease activity.